Ciona intestinalis (vase tunicate) is the source of this 1538-nucleotide messenger RNA. Lineage: Eukaryota; Metazoa; Chordata; Ascidiacea; Phlebobranchia; Cionidae. The record is from RefSeq and is a predicted model, not a curated record.
AUCCCGGGCCAGCACGUGACAUUUUUAGAACAUAGACAAUUUGCGGCAUUGUUACGCAUUUCUUCACUUUACCUGUGUCGGCCAUUUUUUAAUUUAUAGUUAGAUGUCAGUGCGUGUCUAUAUUGUAUUAGUGUCUGCUGUAUUAGAAUAUUUAUUACUUUAUGUGCCUAACCACUGAUUCUAUUUGAAUAAGAUGAAUUAAAAGAUGUAGGUUGUGAACAAUCUGAGUAAUUUGUUCAGAGAUGCAAAACCAACAUACGUUCUUUGGUUUUGUUAUCUUUAUGUUAGUUUUAACAAUAAUUUAUUAUAGUCACUUAGAACAGCAUGUUGAACAUGUCGGAACAAAAAUGUUCUAUCCGCAUCCGUACGUCUCCCGGCAUAUAAGAGGUAACCGAUCAUAUGCCUUGCGUGUAGAGGACAUUUUCAUAACUGUGAAGACAAGCAAGCUAUUCCACACAACUCGUCUCACUUUUAUCAUAAAUACUUGGUUUAACCAGGCAAAGGAUCAAAUAUUCUUUGUUACUGACGAUGAUGACAUAGACUUGCAUUUAAAGACCAACGGCCAUGUUGUUAACAGUCACUGCGGAAAUACUCACGAAUUACAGGAUCUGAGUUGUAAAACGGGUAAAGAAUAUGAUCUAUUUAUGACGACAAACAAAAAGUGGUGGUGUCAUUUUGAUGAUGAUAAUUACGUUAAUAUUAACGCAUUAGUAAAAUUUUUGGGCACAUUCAAUUGGCAAGAAGAUUUUUAUAUUGGACGACGAAGUGUAACUCGAAAGUUUGGUGGAGUGUUUCACAAAAAAUAUGUCAAAUUUAUUUUUGCCACUGGAGGCGCUGGAGUAUGUAUUUCCUCUGCUCUUGCGAAAAAGAUGUCGCCUUGGUGUAAAAACGGGGAGUUUUUAAAAACGUCAAAACACUUAAAGCAUAACGAUGAUUGUACACUAGGAUUCAUUAUCACGAAUUUAUUAAAAGUUGACCUGACUUUAACCAAGUUGUUUCAUUCUCACCUGGAAACACUGGACACAUUAAAUCCAGCAUCGUUUUCAACACAAGUGACAUUGGCUCAUGGAGCUCCUGACAACGUCAUAAUUAUUAACAAUAACACGACAAACACUACUGUUUUUAACACUGAUUUAGAUCCAUCACGAUUUUAUUCUUUACACUGUCUUAUUUUUCCAGGAUUACCCAUGUGCAAAAUAAGCAGCGAAAACUAGGCACACCACAAAUCAUUUAUUAUUAGAAUUUGUUCAAAACAUUCUGUUUUCUGCAUUUUGAAAAAGACCACACUUUCGUACAAAUUCGUGUCCCAAUUCUCUAAACCACUUGUUACAAGCUGCAACAAAAGAUGUAAUGUUAAUAUUUUUUAUAACGUCCCAUGCUAACCAAACCCAAUUGCAUAUAGGGUGGGAGAAGGCGGGACUUCAUUUCAAAAUCUAUUUGACAGUAUUCUUACGGUUCAACAAAGUGCGCGGUAAAGAAUACAACACUUUUUAAUGAAACAAUACCGUUUUCGAAUUAUAUUCUGCUUGGCAAAGAAA